AUGAAGUCCUCCACCAUUGCUAUCCUCGCCGCCGCUGCCACUGGCACCAUCGCAGCCCCCAGCAAGAUUUAUGCGCGAAACGGUACUACCACGACAUCAAACUUCAUUCUGCCGAACGCAAUGGCAGUCCACAGCAUUAACAGCAACGCCAACACCCCCUCUACGCAAAUCCAGACUAUCCGCCUGGGCGGCGUGGAGACUUCAACGCUCGUGUCGUUUGUGAUCCCGUCAACGGCAACCGGCACGUGCAAAACACAUAUUUCCGCCGGUCGGCUGGGCAGCGGAGACAAGGUCCAGGGCUCGCAGAUCGUGGACAUCUUCAGCACGCUGCUCACCGACAUCAACACCACUCCGUCGGGCAAUCAGCGCAACCUUGGGCUCGGUCGUCUGCGCUUCAACGGUGCGACCAACGAGUUUGACUUUGACGCGCGCGAUGUCCAGCCGACUAUCCAGACGUUUCCCUGCCCCGCUGGCAAGACGCUUCAGUGGGAGAUUGUGGCCGUUGGUGAGAGUGACGAGGUUAUCAUCGGACAGGACUUCACCUCCAGCGGCUCUGGUGUCCCCAACGGCAUCUCUAUCGAGUUCUAG
Molecule: messenger RNA, 588 nt
Organism: Purpureocillium lilacinum
Lineage: Eukaryota; Fungi; Ascomycota; Sordariomycetes; Hypocreales; Ophiocordycipitaceae
Source: RefSeq, a predicted model, not a curated record